This is a messenger RNA of Cryptomeria japonica (Japanese cedar), 899 nucleotides long. RefSeq names its product probable WRKY transcription factor 51. NCBI's taxonomy places the organism in Eukaryota, Viridiplantae, Streptophyta, Pinopsida, Cupressales, Cupressaceae. The transcript is spliced from 5 exons. Bases 1 to 849 code for a protein of 282 amino acids. Gene Ontology annotation, biological process: regulation of DNA-templated transcription. The record is from RefSeq and is a predicted model, not a curated record. Gene Ontology annotation, molecular function: sequence-specific DNA binding; DNA-binding transcription factor activity.
AUGUACUUAAACAAGAAACGGUGUAUUUCGAGUUUUACAAAAUUGAAGAUAUUUGUCGCAGCCCUUCCGAAACGACCAAGACCUUUGCAGCUGCAAGGAAAUGUGAAAUACUCAACUUCUGGGCUUCACGAUUCACCAGGGCACAAGACAAUGGACGAAGGGUUGUUCAGGAUCCCCUUUUCCCAGGGAUUUCAGUCGCCACAGGCAGCUAUGCUCCACAAAGCCAGAUAUUUGGAGGAGAAUUCAGAUGCCGUGAAUUCGCACCAGAACAAAUCCUUCAAACCCUUCUCCGAAUUUGUCUUUCCAAAUGACGAAUCAGCAGACUCUUUUGAUGAACUUCAGCCAUUUAUUGCAAAAUCCAAAGCCUCUUUUGAAGUUGAAGGAAGAGCCUCUUCUUCAGCGUCUUCGCCACAGGCUGCGCUGCUCAAAAUGGAAAACUUUACGGGACUCCCUUCUGAGCUGCCGAAAAUAAUUCCAAGCGGUUAUAAUGUCCAGAAGAGGAAGCCAGAAAAACCUCAGAGGCAUGCCUUUAAGACCAGAUCUGAAUCAGACAUUAUGGAGGACGGUUUCAAGUGGCGAAAGUAUGGAAAGAAAUUCAUAAAGGGAAACCCUAAUCCCAGGAAUUAUUACCGAUGCUCUUACAGCAACUGUGAGGUUAAAAAGAGAGUGCAACGGGAUGCACAUGAUAAAGGAAUAGUGAUCACUACAUAUGAGGGAAAACACAACCAUGAGAGCUCCACAGCCGUGUAUUAUGUAACAAAUCCUCCAAUAUUUAUAGCAGAGCAGGCUUCCUGUUUGGAGAAUUAUUCUCCGCCACUCUCUUACCCUUCUCACAGCUCCGAUUUAUAGUUUAUUAAUACCAGCUAGAGAAAGUUCCAUGUAUCAAAAACAUAAAUGAU